Molecule: messenger RNA, 96 nt
Organism: Geosmithia morbida
Lineage: Eukaryota; Fungi; Ascomycota; Sordariomycetes; Hypocreales; Bionectriaceae
Exons: 2
Coding region: 1-96 (31 amino acids)
Source: RefSeq, a predicted model, not a curated record
AUGCGCAGUCCCUUACUCAUUAAGCGCAUACCACAACCAUCUUCCUCUGCCGAUCCCCCUCGAUACACUCGGUCACGCGCAAAUUACGAACAGUAA